Messenger RNA from Cornus florida, 852 nucleotides. RefSeq lists its product as uncharacterized. The transcript has 3 exons. Lineage: Eukaryota; Viridiplantae; Streptophyta; Magnoliopsida; Cornales; Cornaceae. The coding region runs from base 1 to 852 and encodes 283 amino acids. The record is from RefSeq and is a predicted model, not a curated record.
AUGGAUGGUGCCAUGAAGCAACCAUCCGGUGGAAUUCAACUUGACAACUUCUACGCGUUUUCAACAUGGUGGUAUCAGAGCGAGGAAAAGGUGAAAAACAGAGCACCCAAGCCACCAACGCAGAAAUUAAAUCUAUCAAAACCACAUUUUGAUCGCAGAAGAAGAUCUGACGCGCCUGUCACGCGUCUUCUCCGGCGAAAAUCUGAUGUUGGCGACAUUCCGGCGAUUUUUGUGGCAGUCGAGCCGAGCCGAGCCGAGCCGUCAACCGCCUGUCAACCCAAGACGAGCCAAUCAACCAGAGCCAAGCCGAAAGAAAGACAAGAAGGCGUAGAUGACUUAAUCGAAGCCCAGAAGGUAGUGCUCAAAGAAGUCAGAAAGAAAGACAAGAAGGCGUUAUAUCUGCUUUAUCAAAGUGUCGAUGAAGCAAGUUUUGAGAAGAUCUCCACCGUCAACACCUCAAAGCAAGCAUGGGAAAUCCUUCGUAAGGCACAUCGAGGGAUUGAAAAAACAAUCAAAGUUCGACUCCAAGUUCUAAGUGGUGAAUUUGAAUUGCUACACAUGAAAGACAAUGAGUCAAUUUCUGUAUACUUCACUAAAACAUUGACUAUUGUUAAUCAGAUUAGAAGAUAUGGAGAUAAGAUUGGAGAUGUUCGUGUGCUCGAAAAGAUUAUGCGAUCUCUCAACUCAAAAUUUGAGCACGUUGUUAUUGCAAUUGAAGAAUCAAAGGAUCUUGAUGCAAUGAUAGUAGAUGAGCUAUUGGCCACAUUAGAAAUCCACAAACAGAGAAUCAAUAAAAAAGGUCACCUCAAGUUCCCUGGAUCAAGUUCUUCAAUCAAAGCUUACAACCAAUGA